This is a messenger RNA of Syngnathoides biaculeatus (alligator pipefish), 1862 nucleotides long. It is a transcript of the gene gpr52, whose product is annotated as G protein-coupled receptor 52. The record is from RefSeq and is a predicted model, not a curated record. Gene Ontology annotation, cellular component: membrane. Lineage: Eukaryota; Metazoa; Chordata; Actinopteri; Syngnathiformes; Syngnathidae. The transcript has a single exon. Bases 472 to 1590 code for a protein of 372 amino acids. Gene Ontology annotation, molecular function: G protein-coupled receptor activity. Gene Ontology annotation, biological process: G protein-coupled receptor signaling pathway.
CAACCUCUGUCAUCUGUCAUCUUUGUGAAAACAGCUUAUGCCCUUAGCCCUUUUUAAAACCAAGCAAUAAAUGCCACCUGCUGGCAAGCGAAACAGCAUGAAGCUCACCUUCAUGAAGGAUGCUCACUUUUCACAGAUACAGUUCUACGCUGCUUUCCUUUUGAUUUUCCCUCACUACUCUCAACUGCAGCCUCCCUUUUAUCACAAACCAUGCUGUGCCAGUGGAAAAGAAGGCCCUCCGCAAGCCCUAACAUUUUUUUCCCCCGUUAACGUUCCCUUGAUUGAGACUCGUCAAUGUUAAGAGUCAGCUGAAAGAAAGCAAAAGCAGCCCAUUAAGCUCUAUUAACUGAAGGUGGCCACAGGGACACGGAGAAGAGUGGAAGAGGAGUAGGCAAUUUGCAGUUUCAUGCUGUUGCCUUAUGCACAUUCCACGUACAGUAAACCCGCCCCGCCAGCGUACAAGCUACAACAAUGAAUCUGUCUGACGUAAUGACUGACGUGAUGCUCACGCCAAAUAGCAGCCACAGAGAUGUGUUUUCAGGCAGUGCUUCGAACCACUCCUGUCCCUUAGGCUGGGGGCUAAAAGAAGGCUUAGAGGCUUGCAUCCUGGAGACUGCUGUUGUCGUAGUCCUGACAGUGCUCAUUAUUGCUGGUAACUUGACUGUGAUCUUCGUGUUCCACUGCGCCCCGCUGCUACAUCACUACACCACGAGCUACUUUAUCCAGACCAUGGCCUACGCAGACCUUCUCGUAGGCCUCAGCUGCCUGGUACCCACUCUGUCUCUGCUCCACUACCCAGCAAGUGUCCAGGAGCCUAUCACCUGUCAGGUUUUCAGCUAUGUCAUCUCUGUUCUAAAAAGUGUUUCAAUGGCUUGCUUGGCCUGUAUCAGUGUGGACCGCUAUUUGGCCAUCACCAAACCGCUAUCUUACAACCAACUGGUGACGCCGUGUCGGCUACGAGGCUGCAUCGCCCUCAUAUGGGUUUACUCCAGCCUGGUCUUCUUGCCCUCUUUCUUUGGGUGGGGGAAGCCAGGCUAUCAUGGGGACAUUUUUGAGUGGUGUGCACAGUCUUGGCCUACCUCAGCCCUCUUUACAGGCUUUGUGGUAUGCCUGCUGUAUGCACCUGCUGCGCUGGUGGUCUGUUUUACCUACUAUCACAUCUUUCGCAUUUGCCAGCAGCACAACAGGGAGAUCAGCGAACGACGGGCACGUUUUCCAAGCCAAGAUAUGGAAACCGUCGAAGGAGACAGCGAUGGGCAACAAGGAGGGCACGGACCCGACCGGCGCUAUGCAAUGGUGCUGUUCCGCAUCACAAGCGUUUUCUAUAUGCUCUGGCUACCUUACAUCAUAUACUUUGUGUUGGAAAGCUCCCAUGUCGUGGACAGUCCAGCGCUUUCAUUCAUUACCACAUGGCUAGCGAUCAGCAAUAGUUUUUGCAACUGUGUCAUAUACAGCCUGUCCAAUAGCGUGUUCCGACUGGGCAUGCGUAGGCUAUCACAGACAAUUUGCUCCUUCAGCCACUGUGCUGCUGACGACAGGGACUUUGGGAACCCUAAACCGAAAAAAAGGGUUAACUCAUGCUCCAUCUGAAUAAAUGACUAGUCAAAGUACAAGGACACUAUGGACAUAGCUGAGUACAUCCAUCGUUAUUGAAUUGAAAGAGUAAAACCAAAACAAUUUCUAUUUUUAUUUGGUGGUGAUACUAGUGUUGUUCCCUUGACUGUGAGGCUUUUAGGAGUUUUGACCUCAUCAAGUAUGAGUUAUUUGCACAAGAAAAAAAACAAGUUAAAUGAAAGAGAGCCACACUCAGAAUGCUCUCGCUCUCUCUGGCUCACAACAUAGGUGUUCAACAUUGAUUCUGU